Racocetra fulgida is the source of this 195-nucleotide messenger RNA. The record is from the annotation of a GenBank genome assembly. Lineage: Eukaryota; Fungi; Glomeromycota; Glomeromycetes; Diversisporales; Gigasporaceae.
AUAAAGUAAAAAUCGACAAAGUGGCUUUUAUUAAACCUAAAUUUACGACUACAGUUAACCGAAAAAUUAAACGUGCAAGAUCAAACGAAACUUGUGACAAAAAAUACUUGAAACGUAUUUAUACUGAAUAUGAAUCAAGAGUCAGUGAAAUUUAUCCUGAUCAUAUUGAAUUUGAUAAUGUUUUUUUAUGUGAGA